GUGAUUUUCGAUGAAAUCGAACUCACCGACCUGUGCCUAGCCGAGUGUUCAACAAAAAACGCCAAUCACAGCUUUCAGGUGAUAACCCCUUUCAGAUCAUUGGUGCUUUGCUGUGAAUCUAGAAGAGAAAUGGAAGACUGGCUUGGCGCUCUCACUGCCGCUUCUCAGCGCCAAUACCAUGAGUCCGACCAACCAGACUGUUUGUCUGGACAACAUCAUUGGUAUGCCACGUCACACGCCCGACCAACAUACUGCAACGUUUGCAGGGAAGCCCUCAGCGGAGUUACAAGCCAUGGACUUUCCUGCGAAGUGUGUAAAAGCAAAGUUCACAAAAGAUGCGCCGCCAAAGCUAUUAAUAAUUGUAAAUGGACCACCUUAGCAUCAGUAGGAAAAGACAUUGUCGAAGAUCCUGACGGUAGUAUCAUGAUGCCUCACCAAUGGAUGGAAGGAAAUUUACCUGUUUCAGCCAAAUGCACCGUAUGUGAUAAAAAUUGUGGUUCAGUUCUUAGAUUACAAGACUGGAGGUGUCUGUGGUGUCGAACAACAGUGCACACCCAGUGUAGACCAAACAUACAAAGCUGGUGUCCCCUUGGCCCCGCAAGAGUGAGUGUAGUACCUCCGACGGCCCUACAUUCAAUCCAGGACGAGGCUUGGGAUGCUGUUAGACCGCAGGCUUCUUCUCCUCUUUUAGUAUUCGUUAAUUCUAAGUCAG
Molecule: messenger RNA, 712 nt
Organism: Leptinotarsa decemlineata (Colorado potato beetle)
Lineage: Eukaryota; Metazoa; Arthropoda; Insecta; Coleoptera; Chrysomelidae
Product: diacylglycerol kinase eta
Biological process (GO): phospholipase C-activating G protein-coupled receptor signaling pathway
Cellular component (GO): plasma membrane
Molecular function (GO): protein binding; ATP-dependent diacylglycerol kinase activity
Source: RefSeq, a predicted model, not a curated record